Messenger RNA from Paramisgurnus dabryanus, 4632 nucleotides. RefSeq lists its product as uncharacterized. NCBI's taxonomy places the organism in Eukaryota, Metazoa, Chordata, Actinopteri, Cypriniformes, Cobitidae. Gene Ontology annotation, molecular function: DNA helicase activity. Gene Ontology annotation, biological process: DNA repair; telomere maintenance. The record is from RefSeq and is a predicted model, not a curated record.
AUGAGUAAAAUACAGAAAGGAUGUGAAAUCUAUGCAAAACAAAGAGAAAGACAAAAAAACAUUGAUGCUACUAUUAGUCGGUUUCAUCAAGAAGUCAACAGUGGUCCAGAAUGCGUUUGUUGUGUAUGUCAUCGUUUAUUGUUUAGGAAACAAGUUAUUGAGUGUAAAUCUGAUUGCUAUGAACAAAAAGGACAGCACAUAGCUGAUUUAAGUAAAAGAUGCAUCACACUGAAGUAUUUACAUGUAUGUGACACUGAAUGUGAGCGCAGUUGUAAUUUAUCUGGUCAUUUAGCCUGUAAUUUGUGGAUAUGUUAUACAUGCCAUCGAAAAAUCCUUAGAGGACAACUACCUGAAGAGAGUGUUGCCAACAAUAUGCAUUUGGAGGACAUUCCUAAAGAAUUAAAAUGUCUAAACUCAUUGGAACAACAUCUAAUAUCACUCAAUAUUCCUUUUCUUAAAUUGCUAUGUCUUCCCAGAGGUGGGCAGAGGGGUUGCCAUGGACCUGUUGUCUGUAUUCCGGUUAAUACUACAAACAUGACCAACAUACUUCCACGAAAUGAAUGUGAUGAUCAUAUGAUAAAAAUCAAACUGAAACGAAAAUUGACAUACAAAGGCCAUUAUGAAUUUAAAUAUGUCCACACCGAUCAUGUCAGAAAUGCUUUAGUAUAUUUGGUGAAAAAAAACAAGAUGUAUAAAGAUGUGGAGUUUAAUGAGCAGUGGAUUAACAACUUGAAUGAACCUGACGAGGCUGAUGGUAAUGAAAUGCAAGAAGAUAAUGUUUCUGAUAACAGUGACGAUGAGAAGGUAGCUGAUGAUGAAACACAGGAAGACCUUACAUAUAUCAAGGAGCAAGGUGGACUUUUGUCAGACACAUCACUACAGCCUGUUGACAUUGGUUCAGAAAUAAUUGAUCAACAUUUUCAUGAUGUACUAAAUGUAGCACCAGGUGAAGGUAACAGUCCUGUCAGGUUGUUAUCAGAUGAAACCAAUGAGGCUAAGUGCUUCCCUUUUCUCUAUCCGACUGGUGGUCCAACAUUUCACGAUGACAGACCAGAAAAAAUCACAUUGUCAAGAUACCUGAAUGCACGAAUAUUAAAUGCUGAUGGACGUUUUGCUCAGAAUUCAGACUUCAUUUUUUAUGCUCAGUAUAUAUCAGAAGUUGAGCAAAUUCUGUCUAAUGUCUCAAUUGCAUUACGAAAAGGUUUUGAGAAAGGUAGUUUAUCAGAGCUGACACCAGAUAUGCUGACAAAUCCUGAUUCCUUGCAAAAUAUACUUAAGUUUGAUGAAGGAUAUAAGUUUUUGAGACCAGUCAGAGGGACCCCUCCCUAUUGGAUGUCUACACAGAAAGAUCUAUUUGCUUUAAUUAGACAACUUGGCAUACCAACAUUCUUUGCAUCUUUUAGUUCUGCUGAUAUGAGAUGGCCUGAAAUGUUGAACACCAUUAUUAAACAAGAGGGCAAACAAAUCAAUUUAGAUCAACUUGCCUGGGCUGAGAAAUGCGAACUUAUACGAAAAAAUCCUGUCACUGCAGCAAGAAUGUUUGAUCACAGAUGGCAUUGUUUUUUGAAACAUGUCAUUAUGUCACCAGCUGAACCUAUCGGUAAAAUAAAAGACUAUUUUUAUCGUGUUGAAUUCCAACAACGUGGUUCUCCUCACGUUCACUGCCUGUUUUGGGUAGAAAAUGCUCCAAAGCUUAAUGAUGAUGAUGAAGCUAAUGAUCCUGUGGUUGCUGAUUUCAUUGACACAUAUAUCACCUGUGAGACACCGCCAGAACAAGACAUAGAACUCUUUGAAACAGUAAACAGUGUGCAGAAGCACAGUACAAGACAUUCAAAAACAUGUCGCAAGAAAAAUACAGUAUGUCGUUUUAAUUUUCCAAGACCUCCAUCUAGCCGUACCUUUAUUACAAGAGCAUCUAAUGCAGACGAGUUUAAAGGGAAAAAUGAAGAUGACACAGCAAAUGCCAUUUUACAAAAAAUCAAAAAUGCUUUAAACUCUGAUGUUAUUUUUGAUUCAACUGAUGAUUUAUUCUCUUCUGUGGGUAUUUGUCAGGCUGUCUUUGAAAAAGCAUACAACAAAUGUUCUAAAAAGAAAUCCAUUGUCUUGAAACGAAAUCCAAAAGAUAUUUGGGUAAACCAGUAUAACAGAGAUUUACUGCGUGCUUGGCAAGGAAAUAUGGAUAUUCAGUAUGUCACAGAUGCCUUUUCUGUAGUAGUUUAUAUACUAAGCUACAUUACAAAAGCAGAACAAGAAAUGGGACUUUUGCUUCAACGUACGCAAAAUGAAGCUAUGAAUGGAAAUCUUGAAGCUAAGGCAUCUUUAAAGCAAUUGGGAAGUGUUUAUUUGCACAGCCGCGAAAUUUCCGCGCAAGAAGCGGUGUACAGACUGACAGGCAUGCAUUUAAAGGAAUGCUCACGUAAAGUACAAUUUAUUCCAAUAGGACCAAAUCCUGUAAAGAUGAGUUUGCCUUUAAAUGUGCUUAAGAAUAAAGUGAAGAAAGAACAGUCUGAUGAUGAAAGCAGUCUUUGGAUGACAAGUUUUGUUGAUAGGUACAAGAACAGACCACAGAAACAACCACUACUUAAUCUUUGUCUUGCCAGUUUUUGUUCUGAGUACAGAGUUUUGACAAAAUCAGAAGUUUUGUCACAAAAACAAAAUGCAGAAACUGAAGUUAUUAAACUCAAUAAUAACUGUGGUUAUGUGAAACGAAGAACACGAACCGAGCCAGCUGUUGUCAGAUAUCCGAGAUUUUCGCCCACAAAAGAUCCAGAAAAAUACUAUCAUGCACUAUUGCAGCUUUUUCUACCACAUUAUGAUGACUGUCACUUGAAGCCAAGCAACUAUAAGACAUAUGAGGAGUACUACAACAGUGGUGUCAUAAAAACUAAAUCUGGAAUGCAAAAUGUGAAAUUAAUUGUUGAUUGCAACAGAGAAUUGUUUGAAAAGGACUCUGAUAAAUUAGACCGAGCUAAGCAGCUUUUGGAGCAGGAUAUAGAUUUAGAGGAUGCUUGGGCUGCAAUAUGUCCUGAAACUGAAAGAGAACGUCACGAAUGUAUGGAACUGAUGCAGAAUAAAGUAUUGCCUGAUGAAGAUAACACUCAAAACCUUAUUCCAGAUCUUACAGGAAACCAACAAACUAUUUCUACUGUACAAACAAACCAUACCACAUUGCCUAGAAAUGAAGCGUUACAUUUACUGCGAUCAUUAAAUGAGGAACAGUCUGACAUAUUCUAUAAAGUCCGUCAGUGGUGUUUACAAAAAGUACUUGGACAAAACCCUGAACCUAUCAGAAUGUUUAUCACUGGUGGAGCAGGCACAGGAAAAAGUCAUUUAAUUAAGGCAAUACACUAUGAAUCUUGCAGAUUGUUAUCUCAGCUGUCUGAAAAUCCUGAUGAUGUUACUGUGCUUUUGACAGCUUCGACAGGAGUAGCAGCCUUUAAUGUUGGUGCUUCAACUGUUCAUAAUACAUUUUCAAUUGGUGCAAAUGUCAGAUUGCCAUAUCAACCGCUUAGUGAUGACAAAAUAAAUUCUUUACGUAUCAAAAUGGGUAACCUGCAAAUUUUGAUUAUUGAUGAAGUCUCUAUGGUUGACCAUCGUCUGUUGUCAUACAUUCAUGGAAGGCUGCGACAAAUAAAACAAACUGGUGAUUACUCUUUAUUUGGAAAAGUCAGCAUUAUUGCUGUGGGUGAUUUCUAUCAGUUACCACCUGUGAAAGGAACUGCUCUUUAUGCUGAUUCAAAAGGAGUCAACCUAUGGGAAAGCAACUUUGAGCUUGCUGAAUUAACUAAAGUUGUUAGACAACAAGAUGCAUCUUUUGCUGGAAUGUUAAAUCGCAUGAGAGUUCAUAAGAAAAGUGAAGAUCUUACCACUACUGAUAUUGAUGUGUUGAAAAAAUGUGAAACAGGGGAGAGAUGUAAUGACCUUCACAUAUUUGCUACAAAUAGCGAGGUUGAUAAAUACAACAUUGAAAGACUACAUGAGUGUUGUCCAGAUGCAAUUAGUAUAAAUGCUCAGGAUUAUAUCAGAAACUCAAAAACUGGAAGAAUGGAACGUAAAGUUGGAUACCACGCUACAGUUUUCAACUCAUGUCUAUCUAAAUGCAUUUCCUUGGGUGUUGGAGCAAGGGUUAUGUUAAAGAAAAAUAUUGAUGUAGCAGACGGUCUUGUCAAUGGAGCUUUUGGUACGGUUGUUCACAUAAGUGAAAGUCAGAAAAAAGGUGAAGAUAAUGACGAUUUCCCAUCAGCUAUUUAUGUAGAGUUUGAUAAUCCAACUGUUGGGAAAGUUCAAAGAUGCAAAAAACGUUACACACUUUUUCCAAAUUCAACUGUAAUUGAAGUACAAGAAGACCAGGUCACAAAUGCUGGUGGCAUAAGACGGCAAUUUCCACUCAGAUUGGCAUGGGCAUGUACAGUUCACAAAGUACAAGGACUCACAGUAGAUAAAGCUGUUGUUUCACUUAAUAAAAUCUUUACAGCAGGACAAGCAUAUGUUGCUUUAAGCCGAGUUAGGUCUCUUAGUGGAUUAAUCAUUGAGGACUUUAAAGAAUCUGUCAUAUUUUGUAAUGAAAAAAUCGAGUUGUCUUUGAAAGAUAUGACAAAAAUAAAAUUGGACAAAAACAUGGCUAAAUGUUAA